Messenger RNA from Chenopodium quinoa (quinoa), 1167 nucleotides. Its product is annotated as F-box protein GID2-like. Gene Ontology annotation, biological process: regulation of gibberellic acid mediated signaling pathway. Bases 386 to 937 code for a protein of 183 amino acids. Gene Ontology annotation, cellular component: SCF ubiquitin ligase complex. NCBI's taxonomy places the organism in Eukaryota, Viridiplantae, Streptophyta, Magnoliopsida, Caryophyllales, Amaranthaceae. The record is from RefSeq and is a predicted model, not a curated record. The transcript has a single exon. Gene Ontology annotation, molecular function: protein binding.
AAAACGCGGGGAAUAUCUCGUACGAGUAGUAUUCUAUGGGGUAUCGCAAUUAAUCAAACAAAUUUAGAAAUAAAAGGUGAUUUUUUUUUAUUUUUUUAUUUUAGUAUUCCACCCGAUUCACCCUUUAGGCUUUAUUCGAAUUUAAGAUCAAUUUUGAAUGAUUAGAUUACAUUUCUCUCCCAAUUAUUGUUGCGAGGAUCGAAUUGGGUUGUCUUGUUGUUAGAAAGUUACAUGACCGGAAAUCCGUGAGGUGGGUUUCCCUCUCGCCUAUGCCCCCUCUUUUCCACACAACCCACACCCCUUUCACUCUCUCUCCUUCAUUUUCUCUCUCCUCCCUAUCUCCUCACCUUUUACUCUCCUCCCACCCAACUCAACCAAACCCACCAUGAAACGAGCUAUGAACUCCGAUUCCAAUCCCAAUCUCACCACAACCUCCAAAAAACCCAAAUUCAUCCCAUUAAAUCAACCUCAAAAUCAACAAACCAAUAAUUCCGAUUCAGAUUCCGAUUCUAAUUCUCAAUUCGCAAAACUCGACGAAAACCUCCUCUACGAAGUAUUCAAACACGCAGAUGGUAAAACCCUAGCCACAGCCUCAUGCGUAAGCAAACAAUGGAAUCGGACUGCUCAAGAUGAACGAUUAUGGGAGUUGAUCUGUACUCGUCAAUGGAGUAAUAGUAUUAAUUAUAGUACUCGUCAACUUAGAUCUGUUGUUCUUGCUCUUGGUGGGUUUCGUCGCCUUCACGCGCUUAAUCACGCAAAGACCGCCCCGGCUUCUUCGAGCUCUGCUCAGCCGAUUCUGCCUCCGUCGUCUGCGAUUCCGGCGCGUGCUGUCAAAAGUGGGAAUAAUAGGUUGGGGAAGGAUGAAGUUCAUUUGUCUUUAUCUCUUCUUUCUAUUAGAUUUUAUGAGAAGAUGAAUUCUUCUAAUAAAAGACCAUAAUUUUAUUUUUAUUUGUAAUUUGUCUUUCUAUUUUUAGGUUUUUUUUUCUUCAUGAUUUGGGUUUUUUUUUGCCAAAUUGUUGUGGUUUUUACUGUUUAGAUUCUACUACGAGGAAUAAAUAUUGAAUGUAAUGAAUUUCCAUUGUAAUUUGAGUGUUGAUUUAAUGUAUUUGUUGAUUGGACUAUCUUUUUAGAGGUAAUCUCCAAUACUCCUGAUUAUGUUUAGUUUGA